AUGCCCAGGCUGCACUCCGGGGUGGCCACCCCUUCCAUUCGCGCGAGCCCCUCCGAGGCACGUGCACCUCCAGCCCCAAGGAGCCGCCUCCCCGGCGCUCCCAUUGAGCGCCUGCGCAACCGGCAGCCCCUUUUAUAUGACGCAGGCGUCUGCGUCUUACAGCCAAACUUCCUGCUGGAGGCGGAAGCGCCGCUGGGCGCCGGGCUCGGAGGGGAUUCGAGGCUUUGGGGCCGGCGGCGGCGGCCGGGCCAGGGAGGGCAGCUACGGCAUCGGGCCCGGCCGCAUCCGGGACGCGUCGUCGGGCCGCCUGAGGGAUGCGGAGGGACCAUGGCCAGCGACGGGGCGCGGAGGCAGUUCUGGAAGCGGAGCAGCCACAGGCUCCCGGGAAGUAUCCAGCAUGUGUAUGGAGCCCAGCAUCCUCCUUUUGACCCAUUAAUACAUGGCACGUUGAUUAAAACGGUCCCCAAGACACCAACCACCCCAGUGAAACCCAAGAAAGUCAGCACUUUCCAGGAAUUUGAGAGCAACACGAGUGAUGCAUGGGACGUGGGGGAGGAUGAGGACGAGCUCCUGGCCAUGGCGGCCGAGAGCCUGAACACGGAGGUGGUCAUGGAGACGGCCAACCAGGUCAUCCAGAACCACAGCCGGCGCCAGGAGCAGCACCGGGUGCCCCAGGAGCACGUCUGUGGUGAUGGCGAGCGGGCUGAGCCUUUCUCUGACCUGCCCUUGGUGACGGGCACUGACAGCAGGCUGGUGAAGUCUGUCAGUGAGAGUCACACGUCCCAUUCUGCAGAUCGGUGGUGCAAAGAUAAAUGUCUGCGUUUGACAGGUGGGGCAGCCUGGGUCUCAGAGAGGGGGAAGAGACUUCCUCAUGGUCAGCCGUUUAAAAUCCUCAGUGACACCACCCCUCUGCAGCGCUCCCAGUCUCUGCCUUAUGCCUCCACGGUCCCGUUAGGCUAUGGAGCAGACGAUAAGAAUGCACUGGGCCCACCGGCCUUGUCGGAGAGGGAGGUCUAUCGGCUAGAGAAAUUUAGGCAGCUUCUUGCGGGUCCCAACACGGAUCUUGAGGAAUUAAGAAAAUUGAGUUGGUCUGGAAUUCCCAAGCAAGUCCGUCCAAUAACCUGGAAACUUCUUUCGGGUUACCUACCUGCGAAUGUGGAUCGGAGAGAAAGCACCCUGCGGAGAAAGCAAAAGGAAUAUUUUGCUUUUAUCGACCAAUAUUAUGAUUCUCGGAACGAUGAAGCUCACCAGGACACCUACAGACAGAUUCACAUCGACAUCCCUCGCAUGAGUCCAGAGACGCUGAUCCUCCAGCCCAAAGUGACCGAGAUUUUUGAAAGAAUCUUGUUUAUCUGGGCCAUCCGUCACCCUGCCAGUGGCUAUGUUCAGGGAAUCAACGACCUCGUCACCCCCUUCUUCGUGGUCUUCAUUUGUGAACACAUAGAAGAAGAAGUGGAAAACGUGGAUGUUUCCUGCGUGCCGGCAGAGGUGCUGCGGAACAUCGAAGCUGACAGCUACUGGUGCCUGAGCAAGCUGCUGGAUGGUAUUCAGGAUAACUACACUUUUGCCCAGCCUGGCAUCCAGAUGAAAGUGCGUCUGUUGGAGGAGCUCGUCGGCCGGAUCGAUGAACAAGUGCAUCGGCAUCUAGACCAGCACGAGGUGAAAUACCUGCAGUUUGCCUUCCGGUGGAUGAACAAUUUGCUGAUGAGAGAGAUGCCGCUGCGCUGUACUGUCAGGCUGUGGGACACCUACCAGGCUUUUGACGUUACACAUUCACAAUGGCCUUCCGGCCCCUGCUGCUCAUCCUGGAGCCCACGUGGAAGGACGAAUGCGUGUCUGAUGGAGUGGCCUUGACAUGAUAGUCUGCAC
Molecule: messenger RNA, 1869 nt
Organism: Phascolarctos cinereus (koala)
Lineage: Eukaryota; Metazoa; Chordata; Mammalia; Diprotodontia; Phascolarctidae
Source: RefSeq, a predicted model, not a curated record